Messenger RNA from Cyprinodon variegatus (sheepshead minnow), 3309 nucleotides. RefSeq names its product diacylglycerol lipase, beta (gene daglb). Gene Ontology annotation, biological process: lipid metabolic process. Bases 561 to 2591 code for a protein of 676 amino acids. NCBI's taxonomy places the organism in Eukaryota, Metazoa, Chordata, Actinopteri, Cyprinodontiformes, Cyprinodontidae. The record is from RefSeq and is a predicted model, not a curated record. The transcript has 15 exons.
GCCGCCGGCACUCAAAGCUUCGCCGGGUGACAAAUGGGGCGCACCCUGAAAGUAUAUUAAGGGAAAUGAUUUCGCAAUUUCUUUUCUUUAAUAUAGAAAUUAUGUGACAUUUAGGGAGCUUUGUAUUAGCUUUUUUUUAAGGAUCCGCCUAUAUAUAAGUAGUUACAUUUGUGUUUGUUUCAAGCCUUUUUUCUAGAACAUCUGAGGUAUUUUUAGCAAGGUUGCUAAGGUUAGCAGCUAAUAUUUACCCCAUGUUUGGAUGUUUUUUUGUUUUGGAUGGGUGGGGGGCGGGAUCUCUUGCUUCACUUUAAAGCUUGUUAACAGUAAAACCUAAACGUUUACGAGCGUUUUAGCCCGUGUUUUCCUGCUAACAGCUGGAGUUAGCUACAGCUAGCCGCCCCGCGCGAGGCAGAGAUAAAGAGAAGUCUGAAGUGACAAAAAAGAAAAAAAAAUCAGAUUAUAUGGAAAGCAGGUGAGGUCAUGCCUGGUGUUUUGUCAGUGUUGCCCAACGGUCCUGUUCUAACGGCAGCUAGCAGGUCCCGCUAGCAUCAGAUAGAAUCAUGCCUGGGAUGGUGGUGUUCGGGAGGCGCUGGGGGAUCGCCAGCGAUGAUCUGGUCUUCCCCGGUUCCUUCGAGCUGCUGCUCCGUGUAAUUUGGUGGAUUGGCACCAUGAUCCUGUUCACCUCUCAUAAGGGUCACUUUGAUUGUAACGGCAGAGCAGUUCUCCACACCUACCUGGUUGGACUGCUGGUUGUGCUGGGCUUCAUCAUCCUGUCACUGUGGGCCAUUGUUUAUGUCAGUGCCCAAGGAACUAUUACAAAUCCCGGAGCGCGGCGCUCCAUGCCCGCCCUGGUGUACCUGCGAGCUGUGCUUUACAUCCCUGAGUUCGUUUGGGCCUGUCUGGGAGCCGUCUGGGUGUCUGAUGACAGCCGCGGUUGUGAUCUAGCUACUGUGGGUGCAGUCAUCGCCGCUGUGGUCACCAGCUGGAUCAUCCUGCUGUUCACAGGGCUGGGUGUAGUUUUCGUCUUCGACCCGAUUGGCAGCCCCCGUCCUCAGCCGGGGCCCGUGGAGCCGCUGGGAGUGCGGGACAUGGAGAGCAGCGAAAGCAGCCAAUUCCUGUCCACGGCGCGCUCUCUGGCCACCAGGGUGUGGGAGUGCAGGCUGCGGCUGCUGUGCUGCUGUCUGCCGCAGGACGAGAGCCACCGAGCGGCUUUCUCCAGCAUCUCGCAGCUCUUCAGCGACUUCUUCUCUGACACAGACCUGGUUCCCAGCGACAUUGCAGCCGGGUUGGCUCUGCUGCACCAGGAGCAGGAUAAGAUGGAGCGCAGCACAGACCCAGAGGAGAUCCUCAGCCACAGCCCUUCCUCUCCGAUUGACGAAGAUCUGCAGACAGAGUUGGAGAAAGCGGCCCACUGCAUGCAGUUUGCAGCUGCCGCUUACGGCUGGCCGCUGUACGUCUUCUCCUACCCCUUUACGGCACCCUGCAAACUCAGCGGAGACUGCUGCAGAACCCGGGCUGCUGAGUAUGACAUCGUCGGAGGGGACCACCUUGGCUGCCAUUUUUCCUCCAUCCUGGAAACCACAGGUCUGCAGUACAGAGAUUUUAUACAUGUCAGCUUCCACAACCAGAUAUACGAGAUCCCGUUUUUUGUGGCUUUGGAUCAUAAGAGGGAAGCCGUUGUGGUGGCUGUCAGGGGAACGCUUUCACUGAAGGAUGUUCUGACCGACCUGUCUGCUGAAUGUGAGAACCUGCCUGUGGACGGAGUGUCUGGAGCUUGCUAUGCUCACAAGGGCAUGUGCCAGGCUGCGGGCUACAUCUACAAGAAGCUCAUCAACGAUGGCAUCCUGAGCCAGGCGUUCUCCAUCGCCCCGGAGUAUAAACUGGUCGUCACUGGUCACAGUCUGGGAGCCGGAACAGCCGCCCUGUUGGCCAUCCUGCUGCGCCCUUCCUUCCCCAGCCUGCAGUGCUACUCGUUCUCUCCACCAGGGGGCCUCCUGAGUAAAGCUUUGGCAGAUUACUCCAAGGACUUUGUGGUGUCUGUAAUUUUGGGGAAGGACCUGGUUCCCAGGCUGAGCAUCCCCAACAUGGAGGACCUGAAGAGACGCAUACUGAAAAUAGUCACCAACUGCAAUAAGCCCAAAUACCGCAUCCUGCUGCAGGGCUGUUGGUACGAGCUGUUUGGAGGAGACCCAGACGACUUCCCUACAGAGAUGGACAGCAGGAGGGAGGAGCAGCUCAAUCAGCCGCUGCUGGGGGAGGAGUCUCUGAUCGUCCGCCACUCCUCAUCCUAUCACAGCCUGGCGUCGGAUGACUCCCCGGUUCACACGGCGACGCACUUGCCGCUGUUCCCACCAGGUCGCAUACUGCACAUCACAGAGGACGGGCCAUCAAGGAGAUCCUGCUUUUCUGAAGUGCGUUACCGUGCCGACUGGUCCAGCGAAUCGAAGUUCCAGAGCAUCCUGAUCAGCCCCAGGAUGCUGGUGGAUCACAUGCCGGACGCCGUGCUCCGGGCCCUGAACAGUCUGUGCAGCGAAGACCCCUCCCCCCUCUGCCCGUCGUCGCUGAACAACAAUCCGCACGUUUCUAUGUGAGCAGCGCCGAACUAGGCCUUCCUCUUCAAAUCGCCCGUUUACAUCCGAUCCAGGAAAAGUCCCACGACUUCACAGCCUUUGGUCUUUUAUUAAGCUUCUCAAUCACUGGAUUGUGAAGCUUUGACUGAUUUAUAUGAAUAAAAAAAGAGGAGCACAGAAUCAUUUAUUCUAUUGCACUUUUAAUUAUUUAAUAAAAGAAUUUAGCUUUAAGUUCCUCCAUGAGCGACUUUAUGCUGUAAUAUUUGAAUGUUGUUUAUCUAAUGUGACUUUGGUGCAGUUCGACUGUAACAUCAGUGUUUUUGUGUUUGAAUGAUGUGCGUUUGAUAAAGACUGGGCUGUUUAGAGCUUUCAGAUUGGAUGGGCAGUUAACAACUAUAAAAUGUCUUAUUGUUGUGUUUUAGCUGUGCUGUGGGUGUCUUGUGCUGUUGUUUUAAACAUCAGGAAGAACCGUGCCUAUGCAUCAUAACAAAUGAAAUGAACAUUUCUGUGGAAGAAUCCACUAAGAGCUGCAGCUGCUCUAAACCUAAACAUGGCUGGAAGAGGAAAAACAAAAAAAAUGUCUAAAGAUUGUGCAUUUUUGUUGGAAUUUUUACUGCUUGCUCUGGAUGUUGCCAUAUUUUUAUUUAUUUUUUUCUAAGAGAAGCUUUUGUCUCUGAAACUUUCAUGUCCUCAUAGGAAUGCAUUUCAAACCUGAAUGCAAAUAAAAGCCUUUGUGACC